CACUAUUUGUAGUUUUGGUUGAUCAACGCUUGAACAGUUCAACAUGCGAGGAGGUGGUCGAGGUCGCGGUCGAGGCAGGGGCCGAGGUGGGCGCGGAGGUGGAGGUAGGGGGCGUCGCAGCACGUCACAAUGUGAUUCCACGCCAGGCUGCCCCCAUGACACGGAGUCAUCAUCCGAAUCGUCGGACGACUGCAGCAGCUCCUCGUCGGAGCCUUCUCCACGACAACGCCCCCCCGUGGGGACGAGCCGCAGUGGCCGGCCGCUUCGCACAGUGAGCAAUCCGGGGUUUAGUCACGACGCAUCCGAAGAACGCAUGCUUCGCCUUGCCAUGGAGCGCAGUGCGAAGGAAGUGGGGUACGAGGAGGUAGCCCCUGUCGCCCCUGCCCGCGUGUUCUACCCGACGAUGGAGGAGUUCGCCAACCCCGUGGCAUACAUCAAUCAUGUCGCCAAGGAAGGAGCGCGGUAUGGCAUCGCGAAGAUCGUGCCGCCGAAGGGCUGGGCGCCGCCGCACAUGAUCAACUACGACAACGACACACACAUGUUUGAGACAAAGCUGCAGAAGGUACAUCGCUUACAAGAGGGUAAGUCGUACAAGGACGGCAAGGAUCACACGCUCCAGUCGUAUCGCAAGGCGGCGCGUGCGUUCAAGGCGGCGUGGUUUGCGCGCAAGGACAUCGAUCCGGCGACUUGGACCGACCGCGAUUUUGAAAAGGAGUACUGGAAGAUCGUCGAAACGUCAUACGAGUCGUUGGAGGUGGAAUACGCUAACGACCUGGACGUUUCUGUCGUCGGGAGCGGCUUCCCCCGCGUGGCCCGCGAUGUUCGCCACGAUGCCCGACACGAACAUGUGGACUUUGCCAGUCGCGCGUACUACGACCACACCGCGUGGAACUUGAACAACCUUCCGUCGGCGCACGGGUCGCUGCUUCGGCACAUCGACGCCCAGAUCAACGGUGUGAACGUGCCAUGGGUGUACUUUGGCAUGUUGUUUGCCAGUUUUUGCUGGCACUUUGAAGACAACUACCUGUACAGCAUCAACUACAUGCACACGGGGGCCAAGAAGCACUGGUACGGCAUCCCCGCGACCAGCUGCGACACGUUUGAACGGGUGUGGAAGUCCCUUGUCCCACAUCGCUUUGACAAGAAACCCGACUUGUUCUUUCACUUGGUGACGAUGGUGUCGCCCACUGUCAUCCGCCAGCACAACAUUGACGUCUACUCGUUGGUCCAAGAACCAGGCGACAUUGUCUUGACGUUCCCUCAAGGCUAUCAUUGCGGAUUCAGCCAAGGGUUUAACUGCAACGAAGCCGUUAACUUUUGCCUCCCCGACUGGCUUCCGUUUGGGCGGCUGUGCAGCGAACGCUACCGGGACUUUGGCCGCCUUUCAGUAUUUUCCCACGAUCGGUUCAUGUACGUCCUUGCCAUGCGGGGGCUGUUCCCAGAUGACCACAAACCCGGCGAGUCGACGGACGAGGGCGCGUUGGUGCACGCCAGUCGCAUGCUCCUGGACGAGAUGAACCGCAUCGUCGACGAAGAGAUCCGUCUGCGCGACCAACUUGUCCAAUCUGGCAUUGUCAUGGUGGUGGCCAUGGCGAAGCGGGACGAUGCGCUGACCGACGACGAAAUGGGGUACGACGACAGGCGGCAGUGCGUCGCAUGCAAGCAUAGUCUGUUCUUCUCGGGUAUUGCGUGCAGUUGCUCACACACGAAGGUCGCGUGUCUGCGCCACGCGCACAAGUUGUGCAAGUGCGAUCCGUCCAAGAAGGUGUUUUUGCAGUGGUUUACCAUCCCCGAGAUGUUUGUGGCCAUGGCGACGUUGGACGACCGACUGGUGGCGCUGGAAAAGCGGGCGCGGGAACCUCAAGUGCACAGUCCGCGGGCGGCCAAGCGGAUGAAGGGCGAGCACGACAACGAACCCGUGUCGUGCAGAACGAUGCUGGAGCGUAACCAGGCAUCGAUGGCCGGCAAUUUUUCGUUGAGUCGGAUAUUGGGCUAGCGACAGGACCAGCUAGCAACUUGCGACUUACUAUAUAGAACGUACAGUAAUGGUGGUGAACGAAUGUAUUUUAUUUUCGAU
This is a messenger RNA of Aphanomyces astaci, 2077 nucleotides long. RefSeq lists its product as hypothetical. The transcript is spliced from 6 exons. The coding region runs from base 44 to 1996 and encodes 650 amino acids. Gene Ontology annotation, biological process: chromatin remodeling. Lineage: Eukaryota; Oomycota; Saprolegniomycetes; Saprolegniales; Verrucalvaceae. Gene Ontology annotation, molecular function: histone demethylase activity. Gene Ontology annotation, cellular component: nucleus. The record is from RefSeq and is a predicted model, not a curated record.